GGACCGUUGCACAUCCCUAAUGGACGCUGAUGAACACUUCUAAGUAUUUCAAACGCCUAUUUGGUGUAACUUGAAAGUUGAAGGUCCAUUGUUGGGAAACAUACAAAUUUCGGUGGUGCAUUUGCAGGAGUAAACACAAAAAUAUAAAUGACUCCUUCCACCCCCAAUUCAAAGAAGCGCGAAGAGAAAAACUUCUAUCGAUUAACCGUCUCUCGGUCUCUGUCAACUGUCAAGGCAUCACCACCUCAGUCUUACUUCCUGAUCCCUGUCUCCGCCAUUGAUGAAGAUCACCAGGGUAGAAGUCACAAGAACCUUGUCUGGUUGGCUGCUGUAAAGGAAGUUGUCAUAAUUUGGAGUUAGAUUGUUAGUUUACGGGUUUUGGAGAACUGGAGAAAGAUAUGGCUGGAAAUUCAAGGACAGGCAAGAGACACAAGACGAGCCAUGUAGUUGAAGAUGUUGCUUCGCUGAGCGAUUUUCCUGACGAAAUUCUCCAUCACGUUCUCUCCUUCGUGGAUACCAAGUCUGCAGUUCGAACCGGCCUUUUGUCAAAGAGAUGGACAAGUUUGUGGAAAGAUGUUCCGGUCCUAAAUUUCGUCCCAAAAUCGUUCCUUACGUUAGCGAGUUUCAGGAAGCAUGUAUACAGGCUCUUGUCUUUCCGCUCCCACCGUACCCCUGUUCGUGACGUUAACUUUGACGUCUGUGGAUAUACGAGGAACGAAACGGGGGGCCAUAUUAGGAAAACAAUUGGACAGAUCAUGAAAUAUGCUUCAUCUCAUAGCGGUGGUGGUCUUGACCAUCUGUCCAUCACUGGUGACAGCAAGAAUUUGUGUUUCAGCUACUUUGCUGACGACAUCUCCACUGGCAGUCAUCAUGCAUCUCUCAAGAGUAUGAAACUGGAGGAAUGCAUUCUCUGGUGUGUCCAAUUUGAUGACCCGGUCUACAAAUCCUCUACGACUCUGGGGUUCAAAUUGCUUACAACUCUGGAAUUGCGUAAAUGCAAUCUGUCAUCUUUUUGUCCUAUGGGGCCCUUUGAUUUGAUUGGUGAUCUUCCUUAUUUGAAGCACUUGAAGUUGCUCCACUGCUAUGUAGAGUGGUUGAUAAUAUCAGGACCUCAGCUGCUUGACCUUGAAAUUGAGUUUCUAGAGAACAACUGCUCUUAUGAAGUGAUUGCUCCGAAGCUCAAAUCUUUACGUUUAUGGGGUGAACGCAUGGGUGAACCCAUUGAUGAACAUAUCAGCAAAGAGUUGAGUCUCCCUGCCCUGGAUGAUGCAAAUAUCUGCCUCAAGUGGCACAAUCCACAUUGUUGGGAGAGUGACACAUAUUUGGAGGAGCAGAAUCGUGCAUUCAUGAAUUACUUAGGUGGCCUGCAUAAUGUUGAAUCUCUAAACCUGUGUUUCGACAAGGAAGGGGAUGAGGAUUGGGAAGAACACCACUUUCCUCUUAACAGAAUUAAGUCUAUAGUCGAGCACCAAGCCCCUCCCUUCACUAGAUUGAAGACCUUGAGGAUACAAUGUGCGCAUCAACAACGCCCGCCAAACGUACCUUAUCAAGUGCUUCGCUAUUUUCUUGAAGGCUCUCCGAACGCGGAAGAUAAGUUUGUGAAGCUUGAGAUGCUUGCUGAUUAAAAAGGGUCAUAGUGGUUUUAUACUUUCACAUGAUGUAAAAAACUGUCAGUAGUCAUGUUCUCUAGUAGUAUAUAUGGUGAUGGCCAUAGUAGUUCUCUGAUGCGUUAUGUCGAUAUCGAUAUAAUCAGUAGUGCCCAAAGUAGUUUCCUCCUUUUGCUAGGGCGAAUAUGCAUUGCUUAUCUUGAGCUAUCUAGUCUGGUUUCUGGCUUCUACUUACCAGUCUCUUUUGCUUUUCCUUUUCUGAUGCAGUAUGUAUGACCUACUAUCUUUUGUUUGAUCAAUGUAAAGGGUUAUUUGAAAAUCGCGAUU
This is a messenger RNA of Linum tenue, 1934 nucleotides long. The record is from the annotation of a GenBank genome assembly. NCBI's taxonomy places the organism in Eukaryota, Viridiplantae, Streptophyta, Magnoliopsida, Malpighiales, Linaceae.